Molecule: messenger RNA, 1455 nt
Organism: Penicillium samsonianum
Lineage: Eukaryota; Fungi; Ascomycota; Eurotiomycetes; Eurotiales; Aspergillaceae
Product: glycoside hydrolase family 1 protein
Exons: 4
Coding region: 1-1455 (484 amino acids)
Biological process (GO): carbohydrate metabolic process
Molecular function (GO): beta-glucosidase activity
Source: RefSeq, a predicted model, not a curated record
AUGUCAGUAUCCUUGCCUCCCGACUUCGAAUGGGGAUUUGCGACGGCCUCGUAUCAGAUUGAAGGAGCUGUGAAUGAAGAUGGGCGCGGAAAAUCAAUCUGGGAUACUUUCUGCCAUCUUGAGCCUACAAGGACCAAGGGGGCCGAUGGAGAUGUCGCUUGCGACCACUACAACCGAUUUGAGGAGGAUUUCGAUCUUCUCUCGAAGUACGGCGCAAAAGCAUACCGAUUCUCAAUUUCCUGGUCGCGGAUCAUUCCACUGGGAGGAAGAAAUGACCCAAUUAACGAAUCGGGCAUCGCGUUUUAUGACAAACUCAUUGAUUCCUUGCUUGCCAGGGGAAUCACGCCAUGGGUCACUCUCUAUCAUUGGGACCUCCCUCAGGUCAUUCAUGAUCGAUACGGAGGUUGGUUGGAUGUGGAGGAGUCACAGCUUGACUUUGAGCGGUAUGCACAGGUUUGCUAUGAGAGAUUUGGAGACCGAGUCAAGAACUGGAUCACACUGAAUGAGCCGUGGAUUGUUUCUAUCUUCGGAUACGCCACUGGCGGAAAUGCGCCCGGGCGAAGCAGUAUAAAUCCACAGUCCAAAGAGGGCGAUACUACUACGGAGCCAUGGAUUGUCGGAAAAGCCUUGAUCAUGAGCCACGCUCGCGCUGUCGCUUUAUAUAACCGGAAGUUCCGAGCUUCUCAACAAGGAAAGAUUGGAAUCUCCCUGAAUGGCGAUUACUACGAGCCCUGGGACAGUCAGGACGAGCGCGACCAGCAAGCUGCUGAGCGCCGGAUGCAAUUCCAUAUUGGAUGGUUUGCGAACCCCGUUUUUCUAGCACAAGACUACCCCGAAUGCAUGAGAGAGCAACUCGGUGAGAGACUCCCUAGCUUCACGGAGUCGGACUUUGCUCUGCUUAGGGAGGCCGACAUGGACUUCUACGGAAUGAACUAUUACACCUCCCAAUUUGCCCGGCAUCGCGACGAGCCUGCGCUUGAGACCGACUUUAUGGGGAAUGUGGAUGAACUACAAGAAAACAAGCAAGGUGUAUCAGUCGGAGAGAAAAGUGGUGUGCAUUGGCUCCGGUCAACCCCGGAUCUUUUCCGGAAGCACUUGACGCGAGUAUAUCGUACAUAUGGCAAGCCUAUCUAUAUCACAGAGAACGGAUGCCCAUGUCCUGAUGAGGAUAAAAUGACAUGCGAAGAGGCUGUCAACGAUACCUACCGAAUCCAAUACUUCAAGGAUCAUCUCGAUGCGGUUGGAAGAGCACGCACAGAGGAUGGCUCUGAUAUCAAAGGAUAUUUCGCGUGGUCAUUGAUGGACAAUCUAGAAUGGUCCGAUGGAUACGGGGUUCGUUUCGGCGUUACCUUUACCGACUAUAACACCCUAGAAAGAACGCCGAAGCAAUCCGCAUUGUUGUUGAAAGGCAUGUUCGAUGAACGCAUGGGUGGCAACGCAUCUGGAUCCCAAUAG